GGCUGUUAAGUUCCGGAUUGGUUGGUUCCGGCCUUGUCUCCCUCCUCCCCCUUCCCAUGGACUGUGCGCACUGACAUGGCUGAGCUGAUGUUGUGCAGUCCGCGCUCCGCCGGUACUGCUCGGUCGGAGGCCACAAAGGACUGAAAACAAAAAUGGCGGGAAGGAGAAGCUUACUUUUAGAAGCGCUGGAUAGAUCAACAGCUCAGAGUGAUUGUGGCUUUAAAAGUAAGUGGAGCUGUGAAGAGGUAAAGAAAGAAGACUGUCCUGUGAAUACAGAAAAGAAUGAAACCAAUCUGCUGAGCACUGACGGUGAAGAAACUGAAGAACCAAAGACCAAAACUCCCUUUUCAUCAGAAUCAGUUAACAGUACUGGUUUCUUGAAAAACUAUACAAGAAGAAAUCAAGGCAGUGGUUUUGCUAAAACUUUGAAAGGAAAUGCAACUGGACUCAACAUGCUGGGGUUUGGCAAGAAACCAAGUGAGACUGUGACUUCGCAUCUUGAACCAAACAAGGAGAUUGAAAAAAAUCAGAAUAAAAACUUUGUGAUUAGUGGCCCUUCGAGUCCAGGAAGUGUGGUUCGUGGAAGGCGUUUUCUUCAUGCCAACGUGCAGUCAAUUGUAAAAACAGCAGCACAAAGCAAUCUUGGCUUAUCUGAUCUGGGAAAAGAAUAUCCAGCUGAUGUUCAAAGGGUUCCAAUGGACAGUAUUAUUUUAAUGGAGUCUGAUGGGAGAGAUGUAGGCUCUCCAGAAUUAGAACAGAUGUACUCUGUGCCAAACAUUAAAAGACAUGUUUCGAUGAAGCGACUGAGAGAAGGCUCAACAGCAACAUUGACAGAAUCAACAGCUCUUGAAGCUCCCGCUACACAAAAUCCAGCAUGUCCAGAGGGGCAGACACUCAAUGAAUUCUUCAGUAUAUGUAAAAAUUGUGGGAGAAAAAGUGAAGAUCAUACAAAGUGUGAACACUGUAGAAAACCAAUACCCAAAGAUGCAAUAAGACGACCCAAGCAAGUUUCUGAUUCCGCCUAUGUUGGGACACCUCAGCCACGUCCAUCGAUUCAUGCAUGUGCCCCAACACAAGCUGAGGGCAACAUGAGUGUUAGUACCAAGGUGUUUUACAACAAGCCUUCUCUCGAUAUAAUAUUGACUACAGGACCCACUACUAAACUAUAUUCUACCAGGAGCAACUUUUUACAAGCUAAUGGCGGCAUAGGAUUGAUGGAACGUACGGUUGUAUAUGGAGCUGGACGGAUGGACUCCAAGAAGCCUGCAAUGAAUGAUCCCAUUGUGCUGUCCAGUGAUGAAGAGGAAGAAGAUGAUAAUGCCAGUACUGGAAGUAGCAGAAUGGACAGUGUUCGUUCUGGUACAGUUACUGACACUGCAAGUCUUUCUCCUGUGCCCUCCACUAGACCCUUAGAGCCUGUCUUAGAGGAACCUCCUGAUGGGAAAGCAGCAGAACAGAUUUCAGAAAACAUACUCACAGAAGUGGAAUCUACAGCUACUUUACCAAGAAAGGCCAAAAUGAAAGACAAGUUUGGAAAUUCUUAUCAUGACACAGUAGGCAAAAAAAGAAAAUUUGAAGUUACUCAGACACACACAGAUGCUCUUAGUUUGCAAGUGGAAAAUAGCUGUGAAAGCAUUAUCCUCAAGUGCCGAAGUAUACGAAUAGGAAGCUUUCGCACAACAGUAUUGGAACCCGUCAUUUUCAGUCUUGACUUCAUCAAGGUCAGUAUGGGAGUACCUAAUGAGUCAUCUCAGGAGGUAGUUUUUAAAGCAUCAGAAUUCACUAUGUGUGAAUGGUGUGGUUCGCGUGUGUUACCGGUACUUUUUCUGCAAAUGACACCUGCUGCUUGCCACAAUAUACGAUCGUCCCUCAAAAUGAGCAAAGAAAAGAGCUGGUUUGAUUCUCAGGGGAACACUACUGCUGAACGGUACAUUGUUCUGAUUUUUGAAGCUGUUCCGGAUCCUCAAGCAGCUGAUAUUUUGGAAAGGAUUUUAACUGAAAUUGGCAAAAGGAACAGUAUACUAAACUUUUUUGCCAUCAUUUCUUUUCUUGAAGCAAACAGUAGGCUUCUUCUUUUUACACAGAACCUAGAAGAACAUCAUGCAGGAAAUCUGUUGGUUAAAGAGAGCGGGGCUUCCUCCAAAUACUGUUUGAGAAACACCAGCCUUUCAACUGAUGAUGCUUUGGGAACAUCCCAUACUUCCUUUACAGGUCCUAUUGAAAAGCUGAUAGUUUACCCACCACCUCCAUCCAAGGGCGGCAUAUCUGUGACUAAUGAAGAUCUCUAUUGCCUCAAAGAGGGAGAAUUCUUAAAUGAUGUUAUCAUAGAUUUCUAUUUAAAGUAUUUGGUUCUUGAAAAGAUCAAACAGCAAGAUGCAGAUAGAGUACAUGUUUUCAGCUCCUUUUUUUAUAAACGACUGAAUCAACGAGAACGACGGAACAUUCCGGAAUCUGCCAAUCUAUCGUUACCAAAACGACGUCAUGCCAGAGUGAAAACGUGGACAAGACAUGUGGAUAUUUUUCAAAAGGAUUUUAUUUUUGUUCCUAUUAAUGAAACGGCCCAUUGGUUUUUGGCUGUGAUUUGUUUUCCUGGCCUUUGCACUGAACCAAAUUCUAAAUCACAGGAAAAUGAAGGAAUGCAAUCCAACAACUCUGUACUCGAGGAAAGCAACAAUAACUGGUCAUCAUUGCAAGGGGAGACUGAUGGUUUAGCUGACAACUCGACUGCAGCAAAUGUGUUGAGAAAAUCUUCAGACACUAUAGACAAAAUCCCUGAACUUAGCGUUGGCAAUAUCUGUGAGUGUGUAGAAUUUGAUAAACUACAUACAAGAAGAUGUUUGUUAGCACCUAAUAAAUUCCUCAGCAAUGUUAAUCAACUGAACACUGAAUCAGAAGAUGACCAAAAUGCAAACCAGAAGACACAAAAUGUUGCAGAAGGUAAACAGCUAGAUGCUUUAAGGCAAAUCCAAAUCAGUUAUGCUGAUGGUAAUGAUGAUUCCUUUGACUUUUUACCAGAUCAGGAGUACAGCCAGGAUGAUAGCAAUGAAGCUGGCAGCAUGACAGAGGAGAGCUCACCAGAAAGUGUACCAUGGGGUCAGCAGCCUUCAAAACAGCCUUGCAUUCUCAUCAUGGAUUCUUUACGUGGACCAAGUCGUACAAAUGUGGUUAAGAUCCUGCGAGAAUACCUUGAAGUAGAGUGGGAAAUGAGAAAAGGAAGCAAAAGAGCUUUCACCAAAGAUGUGAUAAAGGGCUCCAAUCCUCGUGUUCCUCAGCAAGAUAACUUUAGUGAUUGUGGUAUUUAUAUCUUACAGUAUGUCGAAAGUUUUUUUGAGAAUCCAAUUCCAAGUUUUGAACUGCCUAUGAAUUUGAUGGAAUGGUUUCCUCAGCAACAAGUCAAAAAGAAACGAGAAGAAAUCCGAAAUGUAAUUCUCAAACUCUGUGAGACACAAAGCAAAGGGAAGAAAGGACAGGAAUACAGAGCAACAGAGGCACCUUCAUGAGCAAUGCCUGGCCAAGACAGACUCUGACAGAAGAUGCCAUUUUCAAUUACUGGAUGUUGUUGCACUACCACAGAAACGACUUGGAUUUGUUCAAGUGUUGGUUUCUACAGAAGGAUGAAUUCUUUGUGUGUGUUUGAUCUUAUAGAACAUUUUGAUGCACACCUCUUCAUUUUACAGGCACCCAGAUGAAUGUUAAUGUGCUGUUAUAAAUAUGACAAACUGUAUAUAUGUUCAUAAACUGAAUUUACUGCAUUUGUGAUCAAUUUCACUGUUUUGGGUUAGUAAGCAUUUUCGUAUGUACUUUUGUUAAAGGUAGUUGGAUAGCUACUUACAAGUAUGAUUAAAAGUUAUUGUAGUAUUAAA
Messenger RNA from Stegostoma tigrinum, 3863 nucleotides. RefSeq names its product SUMO specific peptidase 6a (gene senp6a). Gene Ontology annotation, cellular component: cytoplasm; nucleus. Bases 153 to 3500 code for a protein of 1115 amino acids. The transcript is spliced from 24 exons. The record is from RefSeq and is a predicted model, not a curated record. Gene Ontology annotation, molecular function: SUMO-specific endopeptidase activity. Gene Ontology annotation, biological process: protein desumoylation; regulation of spindle assembly; regulation of kinetochore assembly. NCBI's taxonomy places the organism in Eukaryota, Metazoa, Chordata, Chondrichthyes, Orectolobiformes, Stegostomatidae.